Messenger RNA from Acaromyces ingoldii, 1454 nucleotides. RefSeq lists its product as hypothetical. The transcript has 4 exons. Bases 41 to 1303 code for a protein of 420 amino acids. Gene Ontology annotation, molecular function: SNAP receptor activity; syntaxin binding. Lineage: Eukaryota; Fungi; Basidiomycota; Exobasidiomycetes; Exobasidiales; Cryptobasidiaceae. The record is from RefSeq and is a predicted model, not a curated record. Gene Ontology annotation, biological process: vesicle fusion; exocytosis. Gene Ontology annotation, cellular component: plasma membrane; SNARE complex.
CUGCCCGACUUCCUCUUGCGUAAGGACAAGGAAAGCAAAGAUGCCUCUGUUUGGAAAGAAGUCUAGCAAGAUCCCGCCAGUCGAGGAGGCUGAGCCCAAGCAGCCAGCCUUCUAUGGAGGCAUCAACCAGCCCGGCAUGCGCAAUGGCCCUCCUGGCAGCCGACCUGGAAUGGGUGCUGGGUACGGGGCAGGCUACGGAGCAGGCUAUGGAGGGGGACCAGGGGGACCAGGAGGACCGCCGGGAAAUCAAGGAUACGGAGGACCUCCGACCGAUGCCGGUCGCUACGGGGGUGGCCAGGGAGGCUACGACCAAGGUGGCUACGGCUAUGGACAGCCACAGCCGCGAUUUGCGGACGCCAAGGCACCUUCUGCGAACCUUGGAAGAGGGUACGAUGAGAUGGUAGGCAACGGGAGCCGACAGAGGAAUCUCCAACGUAACGUUGAGGAGGACGACCUCGAAGCAGAGUAUGGACGAGGUUCGGGAGGUGCAGGACGGGGCGGCGGAAGUCAUGCUGCGGGAUCCAAUGCUUACGACGGAGUCGAGCAACAGGCUCAAGUGCAGGACGAGGAAGAGGAUGAGGUAGAGGCUGUCAAGCAACAGAUGAGAUUCACAAAGCAGGAGAGCUUGGCGAGCACGAGGAAUGCACUCAGAAUUGCCAGAGAGACCGAAGAGACGGCGUCCAGCACCCUCCUCAAGCUAGGAGAGCAGAGCGACAAAUUGGCCAACACGGAGCGUCACUUGGACAUGGCAAAGGCUCAUGCGUCGAGGGCUGACGACAACACAAAGGAAAUCAAUGCUCUCAAUCGCUCCAUCUUCCGACCGAACUUCCAAAUGAACAAGAAGGCCAAGCGAGAUGCAGAGGAGGCGCGCAUCCUCAACCGCCACGUCGAGGAGCGAGAGGAACGUGAGGCAACGCGAAACGAGGCCCUGCGUGCACAGAAUCGCCUCGAUCAGGAGCUUGGUGGACCAGGAUCUGGCCGCUUUGGUGGUGGUCGAUUUGGCAUGGACCGCUUUGGGGCGGGCAAGAAGGCCGAGGACCCACAGAAGGCCAAGAUGGCCCAACGCAGUCGAUACCAAUUCGAAGCCACAGAGAGUGACGACGAACUGGAAGACGAGCUGGACGGUAACCUGGAUGAGAUCGGCCAGCUGAGCGCACGGCUCAACGGCCUGGGAAAGGCCAUGGGAACGGAAAUCACCGAGCAGAACCAGAGGAUCCAGCGGCUGGGCGACAAGACGACCAACCUGGACACGCGCAUCUAUGCUGGUACUCAAAAGCUGGAUCGCAUCGGCAAGUGGAAGUGAUUGGUUUCCAAGCCGUUUCGCAUUCACCCCGCCAGCCGUUCUUCUCGCUGUUAUUAUUCAUACCUAUCGCUCCUUGACCGCAUCUGGAGCCAAAGGACGUCAUUAAUUUCUUUUUUUUUUCAUGAAUCAAUCUAUUUUUAAAGCGCCGUCA